AGGACAGGGAGAAAAAGGACAGUUCCCGUGAUGCCUGGAUGCCAGACUACACUUCCCAUGAUGUCUUAGGAAGAGGGUGUCCGAUAGAAAGACUGCAAGUCCCAUCAUGCUCUCGGCGGGAGGGUAGCGGAGGCUGAACCGGAAGACCCUAGCUGGGUUUUUAGGAAGCGGAGAGACAGGUUUUGAACCAGCAAAAGUCCACUAUGAAACUGUAUUGCCUGUCUGGGCAUCCAACCUUGCCAUGCAAUGUACUUAAAUUUAAAUCAACCACUAUUAUGUUGGACUGUGGACUGGACAUGACUUCCACCCUCAAUUUUCUUCCUCUGCCACUGGUUCAAAGUCCCAGGCUGUCUAACCUUCCUGGCUGGUCCCUAAAGGAUGGAAGUGCUUUUUUGGACAAGGAGCUAAAGGAGUGUUCGGGUCACGUAUUCGUGGAUUCUGUCCCUGAAUUCUGCUUACCAGAGACCGAGCUCAUAGAUCUGUCUACGGUGGAUGUGAUCCUCAUCUCUAACUACCACUGCAUGAUGGCACUUCCCUACAUCACAGAGCACACUGGUUUCACAGGCACGGUGUACGCUACAGAGCCCACUGUCCAGAUUGGCAGACUUCUUAUGGAAGAGCUGGUGAAUUUCAUUGAAAGAGUCCCCAAAGCUCAGUCUGCCUCCUUGUGGAAGAACAAAGAUAUUCAGCGACUGUUGCCUUCUCCUCUCAAGGAUGCAGUGGAAGUGUCAACCUGGAGAAGAUGUUACAGCAUGCAAGAGGUGAACUCUGCCCUCAGUAAGAUCCAGCUAGUGGGAUAUUCACAGAAAAUUGAGCUUUUUGGGGCAGUGCAGGUGACUCCUCUGAGCUCUGGCUAUGCACUUGGAAGCUCCAACUGGAUUAUCCAAUCCCAUUAUGAAAAGGUGUCAUAUGUCUCCGGAUCCUCCUUACUUACUACACACCCCCAGCCUAUGGACCAGGCUUCUCUCAAAAACAGUGAUGUUCUCCUCCUGACUGGCCUCACCCAGAUCCCCACUGCCAACCCAGACGGCAUGGUGGGCGAGUUCUGCAGCAACCUGGCACUCACAGUCCGCAAUGGAGGAAACGUGUUGGUUCCCUGCUACCCUUCUGGAGUGAUCUAUGACCUCCUGGAAUGCCUCUAUCAAUACAUCGACUCUGCCGGCCUCUCUAACAUCCCAUUCUACUUCAUCUCCCCUGUGGCUAACAGCUCUCUGGAAUUCUCCCAGAUCUUUGCUGAGUGGCUUUGUCACAACAAACAGAGUAAAGUGUAUCUCCCAGAACCGCCUUUUCCACAUGCAGAGCUCAUUCAGACCAACAAGCUGAAGCACUACCCCAGCAUUCACGGAGACUUCAGCAACGAUUUCAAACAGCCGUGUGUGGUAUUCACGGGGCACCCUUCUCUCCGCUUCGGGGAUGUGGUCCAUUUCAUGGAGCUCUGGGGGAAAUCCAGUCUCAACACUGUCAUCUUCACAGAACCUGACUUCUCCUACCUCGAAGCUCUGGCCCCCUACCAGCCCUUGGCCAUGAAAUGCAUCUACUGCCCCAUAGACACGAGGCUGAACUUCAUCCAGGUGUCAAAGCUGCUAAAAGAAGUGCAGCCUCUCCACGUGGUGUGUCCAGAGCAGUACACGCAGCCACCCCCCACACAGUCACACAGGAUGGAUCUGAUGGUUGAUUGCCAGCCGCCCGCCAUGUCGUACCGACGGGCUGAGGUGCUAGCCCUGCCCUUCAAGCGUCGGUAUGAGAAGAUCGAGAUCAUGCCUGAGCUCGCAGAUUCCCUGGUGCCCAUGGAGAUCAAGCCUGGUAUUUCCUUAGCGACCGUCUCAGCAGUGCUGCACACCAAGGACAAUAAGCACAUUCUGCAGCCCCCACCCAGGCCAGUCCAGCCCACCAGUGGUAAGAAGAGGAAGCAGCGAGCGACCGAUGACAUCCCAGACUGCAAGGUCCUGAAGCCCUUGCUCAGCGGCUCCAUCCCAGUGGAGCAGUUUGUGCAGACACUGGAGAAGCAUGGUUUCAGUGACAUCAAGGUGGAGGACACGGCCAAGGGCCACAUUGUCCUGCUCCAGGAGGCCGAGACCCUCAUCCAGAUAGAGGAAGACUCAACCCACAUCAUUUGUGACAAUGAUGAGAUGCUCCGGGUUCGACUCCGGGAUCUGGUCCUCAAAUUCCUUCAGAAGUUCUGAGGAGCUUGUCAGAGCCACUUCUCUAAACCCUGUCACCCCUGGCAGCACCUCUCCAGCUGAAGAGUCUGUGUGGGCUGCUAGCAGAAGGGGAAAGUCACUCCAUGUGGAGGGACCUCACCUGGACUCCAGUGGACAGUCUGUCCCAGUGCUGUUCAGGCAAGAACUUUUCCCUUCACACUUUAGAUUCAUUUCUUCCCAACUCCACUUCUCGAGUAACUAAGUGGUAAGAGAGUGAGCUGAGGACUUAAGAGCGGCAGAAGCAGCUUUCACAGAGCUGCAUGACAGUGUCAGAUGAUGACUAGCAUACAGUCAAGUAAUUUCUCAUGGUUUCAUGGGCCUCUGAUUUACUUGUCUACAGUAAUAUACUUAAUAAGAAAGGCAUUUCCCACAAAUUAUUAAAUGAACCUAUCUAUGUGUACUUUAUAUUAUGAGCCCAUUUUGUGAAUAAAACUUAUUUUUUAUAGACAUUA
Messenger RNA from Erinaceus europaeus (western European hedgehog), 2653 nucleotides. It is a transcript of the gene INTS9, whose product is annotated as integrator complex subunit 9. The coding region runs from base 204 to 2183 and encodes 659 amino acids. NCBI's taxonomy places the organism in Eukaryota, Metazoa, Chordata, Mammalia, Eulipotyphla, Erinaceidae. Gene Ontology annotation, biological process: snRNA processing. Gene Ontology annotation, cellular component: integrator complex. The record is from RefSeq and is a predicted model, not a curated record. The transcript is spliced from 17 exons.